Diaporthe citri is the source of this 1800-nucleotide messenger RNA. RefSeq lists its product as uncharacterized. NCBI's taxonomy places the organism in Eukaryota, Fungi, Ascomycota, Sordariomycetes, Diaporthales, Diaporthaceae. The coding region runs from base 1 to 1800 and encodes 599 amino acids. The transcript is spliced from 3 exons. Gene Ontology annotation, molecular function: medium-chain fatty acid-CoA ligase activity. Gene Ontology annotation, biological process: fatty acid metabolic process. The record is from RefSeq and is a predicted model, not a curated record.
AUGGCAUCGACACUGCCUCGACUGCCCGUCUUCGAGGCCAUCUCGAGCCAUGACCCGAACUCGACUGUGGCCGUCCACUCGGCCUCCCAGAGGACGUUCAGGUACGGCGAGCUGCUUGGCGAUGUGUGCCGGAUGCGCAACCGGCUCCUCGAAGCGGCAGGCAAGGACGACAUCCACGGCGAGCGCAUUGCCUUCCUCGUGGAGAACAGCUACGACUAUGUAGUCACAUGGCUGGCAGUCCUGGGAGCAAGGGCAAUAGCCGUGCCCCUGUCGCCAGCUUUCCCAGCACCAGAGCUGCAAUACGUCCUGGGCCACAGUGAGGCAUUGCUACUUCUCUCUUCGGCGAAGUUCUCAACCAAAGCGGAGGAGACCCUCGGCCUGCCUCUGGUGUCGCCACCGAAGCACGUCGAGCUCCCUAAGCACCCGGGCGCGUCUCCCCAUGAGUCGGUAUCCCUGGAGGGCGACGACCCGGGCGAGGCUGGUAUGAUGCUCUAUACGUCGGGCACGACGAACCGGCCCAAGGGCGUUCUCAUCCCACAGUCCGUCAUGACGGCCCAGGCCCGGUCGCUGCUCAAGGCUUGGGAGUACUCGCCCGCCGACCGGCUGCUGCACGUGCUCCCGCUGCACCACAUUCACGGCACCAUCAACGCGAUCCUCACGCCUCUGUUCGCGGGCAGCAGCAUCGAGUUUCUCUACCCAUUCAACGCGGACGCCGUGUGGAAGCGUUUCGCGGCACCGUUCCUGCACAAGCACGAGCAGGCCGAGGCGAACGGGCCACGCCGUUACGAACGUGCUAUUACCAAUGGCGACGGCCCUUACGCGGGGCGACCACAAGAGAAGAUCACAUUCUUCACCGUGGUACCGACAGUCUACUCCCGCCUGCUCGCCACCCACAAGGCGCUCCCACCCCAGAUGCAGGCGGCGACCCGCGACGCCAUCUCCCCGGCCAACCUGCGCCUGUGCAUCUCCGGGUCCGCGGCGCUCCCCACGCCCGUCAAGCGCGCCUGGAAGGACCUGUCGCACGGAAACGUGCUCCUGGAGCGCUUUGGCAUGACCGAGGUCGGCAUGGCGCUGUCGUGCGGGCUGGACUUUGCCGACCGCGUCGACGGGUCCGUGGGCUGGCCGCUGCCAUCGGUCGAGGCGCGCCUGGUCGACGUCGACACGGGCGAGGUGAUCGCACACGGCGAGGAGGCGGACGCCGAGGGCCGCGAGCGCGCCGGCGAGAUCCAGCUGCGCGGGCCCACCGUGUUCAGGGAGUACUGGCGCAAUCCCGAGGCCACGGCCGCCGAGUUCGUGCCGGACAGCGCGGGCGGCACCGGCGGGAAGUGGUUCAAGACGGGCGACGUGGCGGUGCGUCGGCCGGUGCCGACGGCGGGCAAGGCGGCGGGCCGGCUGGCGAGCCAGGACUGGACGGGCUCGUCGGACAUGUACUUCAUCCUGGGGCGCAAGUCGGCCGACAUCAUCAAGUCGGGCGGCGAGAAGGUGUCGGCGCUCGAGGUGGAGCGCGAGCUGCUGUCGCUGCCCGAGGUGGCCGAGGCCGCCGUGCUGGCCGUGCCCUCGGGCAAGUGGGGCCAGAAGGUCGGCGCCGUCGUCAUCCUCGACAGGGAGGCCGGGCCCGAGGGCGGCCGCUGGACGCCCAUGGACAUGCGCCGCGCCCUCAAGGGCCGUCUGGUCAACUACAAGAUCCCCCAGGUCCUGCGUGUUGUGGACCACAUCCCCCGCAACGCCAUGGGCAAGAUCAACAAGAAGCAGCUCGUCAAGGCCGUCUUCCAGGACGACUUCAGCGGGGAUGAGUUGUAG